UAGAGGCCCCGCUCCUCCCCCAUCCCCCAGUGGCGACCCGGGUAGAUGUGGAGUCGAGCGUUUCGCAUUGUUGGUGUGAGCGGCGCCUUGAGGCGAGGCCUCCUCACUAUGCAGCUCAAGACGGUGGAGUUCGAGUCGCUGUUCACGGACGGCCUAAAGAGUAUUGCAGAGUUAUUCGGUAAAAACAACCAUGAGUUGAGAAUAGCAGGCGGCGCCGUGCGGGAUCUGCUAAGCGGGAAACAGCCGGAAGAUGUGGACUUUGCCACCACAGCUACUCCUGAACACAUGAAAGAAAUGUUCCAAGCCGCCGGUAUCCGGAUGAUCAACAACAAAGGGGAGAAACAUGGCACCAUCACUGCAAGAGUUCACAAUCAGAACUUUGAGAUUACUACAUUACGAGUUGAUGUUGUAACAGACGGAAGGCAUGCUGAUGUACGGUUUACAACAGAUUGGCAGGAGGAUGCUCAACGAAGAGACCUGACCAUCAACGCUAUGUUUUUAGAUCUUGAUGGUACACUAUACGAUUAUUUCAAUGGCUAUGAGGAUCUGAAUAACAAGAAAGUUCGAUUUGUAGGUGAUCCAUCACAGAGGAUACAGGAAGAUUAUUUGAGAAUAAUGCGGUAUUUUAGGUUUUAUGGCAGGAUUGCCAAAGAGUCAGGGGACCAUGACCCAAAGACACUGAAGUCAAUCAAACAACAUGCAAAGGGCAUGGCUGGGAUUUCUGGUGAAAGAAUCUGGUUAGAGCUAAAAAAAACUCUAGUUGGAAACCAUGCUGCUCAUCUUGUCAGCCUUAUGUAUGAACUGGAUGUAGCCCAGUAUAUUGGAUUACCUGUAAUUGAAGGCAACCUGGAAGAACUAAACAGUGUGUGCAAAAAUGUGCAUCAUCACUCUCCAAAACCUAUGACUGUUCUUUCAGCACUGUUUCGAAUACAGGAUGAUGUCCUGAGACUUGAUUUGAGACUCAAAAUUUCAAAAGAGGAAAAGCAACUUGGCUUAUUCUUAGUUAAGUACAGAAGAGAUUUGAUCAAGGCUGAUGGUGCCGAUCCAUUAAAACCCUACAGAGAUUUCAUUAUUGAUUCCAGAGAACCAGAUGUGCAAAGCAGAGUGUGUGAAUUGCUGAAGUACCAAGGAGAGGAGAAGUUACUGAAGACUAUGGAGCAGUGGUCCAUUCCACGCUUUCCUGUUAGUGGCCAUGAUCUAAGAAGAAUAGGAAUUGUUUCUGGAAAGGAAAUUGGAACAAUGCUGCAGGAACUUAGGAAUACAUGGAAAAAGAGUGGUUACCUGAUGGAUAAGGAAGAACUGCUAAGUAUGGUAAAAAAUCCAUAAACACAUCCCAACAACUUUUGGAACGAAGGGGAAAAGACCGUUAUGUUGAAAACAAUUUUUAUUCUCCUAAAAUAUUUUUGUUGCAAUCUUUAUCAUCAACCUUGGAUUCAUCAUUAUGUACAUGUUUAUUACAUUUUUAAUCCCAACUGUUUGUUUUUCUGUCAUUAAGAUCAUUGUAGUUUACUUAUAUGGUGACUAGUUUUAUGAAGCAACAAAAUUGGAUUUAAAACAAAUUGGGUAAAUUUGGUAUGUGUAGAUGACUAGGAGUCAGUUUAGAUCUUGUGACUCUUUAAUCUAAUUAUGCCUUCAAGGUUUGAACAGUUUGUAUGGCUAAAAGUUAAGUUAGCUUUAUACUAGAUAAAUGACUGCAACCUGAAGGACUAGAUCUAUAAAGCUGCUUGUAUAUGAAAUUUGAGUUCAGGUUCACCCAUUAUUGCUCUAACCUGUUGAGUAGUUUUUCUGUAAUGAAGGACAUUUAAAGAAAAUUAAAAAUCCAAGCUCAUGAA
Carcharodon carcharias (great white shark) is the source of this 1832-nucleotide messenger RNA. RefSeq names its product tRNA nucleotidyl transferase, CCA-adding, 1 (gene trnt1). The record is from RefSeq and is a predicted model, not a curated record. The coding region runs from base 46 to 1326 and encodes 426 amino acids. Gene Ontology annotation, molecular function: RNA binding; nucleotidyltransferase activity. The transcript is spliced from 7 exons. Lineage: Eukaryota; Metazoa; Chordata; Chondrichthyes; Lamniformes; Lamnidae. Gene Ontology annotation, biological process: RNA processing.